Ectocarpus sp. CCAP 1310/34 is the source of this 1330-nucleotide messenger RNA. Lineage: Eukaryota; Phaeophyceae; Ectocarpales; Ectocarpaceae. The record is from the annotation of a GenBank genome assembly.
CACGUGCAGAAGGAUGGGCGUUGCAGCAGCUGUCGUGGCGCUGGCUAGCGUUGGCCAUGCUUUCGCUUUUGUUGUGCCUGGACACCAAUAUGUAGCGGCAGCUUCCUUCAGCAGGGGCAGGCAACACCGUGCACCACUGCUGUCGGCGAGCAGAGGAGCACCCGCGCGAGGGGGAGGGCGAGCCGGCAGGGUUCCUUCCAUGAGUGCACCGGACUUGGAGGAACCCGCCAUGCUGAUUGGCCACGGUUUCGAUAUCCACCGCUUGGUUGAGGGGAAGGAGCUCGUCAUCGGAGGGGUCAACAUUCCGUACGAGCUCGGCGCCGACGCGCACUCGGACGGGGACGUGAUCUACCACAGCGUCGUAGAUGCCAUCUUGGGGGCUCUUGGGUUACCAGACAUUGGUCAACUUUUCCCCGACAACGACCCGGAUUGGUCGGGCGCUGACUCGAGUAUUUUCAUGGAGGAAGCCUACCGAAGGAUGGACGAAAGGGGGUUCCGAGUGGGUAACGUCGACGUUACCCUGAUCCUUCAGAAACCGAAGGUGAUGGACAUCAAGCCGUUGAUGCGAGACAACAUCGUGCGGCUGCUGCGCACGUCCCUCGGGCGCGUGAACGUCAAGGCGAGGACCCACGAGAAGGUGGACUCUGUCGGGGAGGGGCGAGCGAUGGCCUGUCACGUUGUGGUCUUGCUGGAGAAGGUCCCGUGACGCUCGCGCUCGAUUGUUGAUGGGACUCCCCCAAGAUUAACCCCCCUCCUAUGUGACCCCGGUUGGGUCGUCUAGCUGGUAGAAGUGGAGGAUGGGGACCAGAGGGGCAGACGACAGAGUCCAAUAAUGGGAGAGAAAAAAAAAAAACGUGAAACGGCAGCUUGACAAUAUGAAGUUCACUUGAGUUCAGAAUAACUUUUUCAGAUUGCACACGUGAAAUUGUAGAUCAGGCUGACAGCGAUUUUUUUCUCGCUUGAUUAGGGCUGUCUUUGUGUGUUUUGUAGACCAAGGUAAUUCUGAUCGUUGUGCCCGGGGAAUUCAAUCCUUCACCUUCAAGAAAGCUCUUCAUCGUCGGACAACGUGGUGGUUUCGUGGUACUGGGAGGACGGCGGCCGAAAGCUCGCCGUUCUUGGGGGAGACCAUCUUCAGUGUUUUACCGUGGCGUGGUGUUACACAUCGUUCUAGCGAUGGGUGGUGAGGACUUAUUUUGGGUUCGACUUACGCGUGGCAGCCGGGAUGGGCAGGACAGAGCGAUGGAAUUCCCCGCUACCUUUUUUCUAGCGGGAAAAGCGCGGUGUGCCACUCUGCGGUUCGGCUAAAUGAACAGCGCAAAAGCGAAGAGUC